GAUGUCCCAUUAACGGAUGUCAUGUAUGUAAGAAUAAAUUGUAUGCAGAUACAGCUACUGCGUGGGAUGUCGCGCGUAGUUCGCUCGGUGUGGUGUGCUCCGUCUUAUCUAAUGUGGUUGGUGUACCUUACUCACUAUUGGCUUGUAUUCUGCAGUCGCUGUUACUACUCCGUUGCUAGAGUUCUGACCUCCAGGUCGCACGGGGGCUGUCGCUGGGAUGUGAUUGAUUGUUUUCAUGUGUGUCUCUGUGUUAGUCUAGAGUCAAAUGCUUGAUUCUUGAUUCUUCGCGGUGAUGUCUUAGGUUGACGGCUGUCAUUGUGCUGCUUUGCCAGUCUUGAAUGGGCCGUUUGCAUAGAGCACUGUUUCAAGAUCUACGGCACCACCAUGCAACCCCCAGUGGCCAAAGGAAUAGUAGGGUAUAGUCUGGUCAAUAACUGAUCCUUAAUCUUGGAAUUUUCUCAAAUCAUAGAUACAAAGCUUGGUCUGGGUAGUCAUACCCCUUGCGUUUAGCCAGAUGCCGACCCAUCCCAGGUCAUAAAUAUAACUAUGACACUCACCCACGAUCAAAAAAAUAUAUAGACUUAAGACCAAAGCUAU
Messenger RNA from Aspergillus alliaceus, 597 nucleotides. RefSeq lists its product as uncharacterized. The coding region runs from base 22 to 273 and encodes 83 amino acids. The record is from RefSeq and is a predicted model, not a curated record. The transcript has 2 exons. Lineage: Eukaryota; Fungi; Ascomycota; Eurotiomycetes; Eurotiales; Aspergillaceae.